AUGUAUGAAGAAAUACCAAGUGUUGUACAUCUAGCAUUGCAUCUUCCAGGAAUACAUAGAAUUAUCUUCAAUUCAACUAUUAAUGAUGCUACUGAUAUUCUUAUUUGUGCUGAUCAACAAAAAACAACUCUCACAGCUUUUUUUGAAACCUGUACAACCCUUGAAAUAGCUCAUCAAUACACUUACCAAGAAUUUCUCCAAUAUUUUGUUUGGAAUAAAAAUAACAAAAAAUGGACAUUACGAAAGAAUAAGUUUGCAAUUAGCAGAUUAUAUUUUGCUGAUCUAUCUGCUGGAGAACGUUACUACCUUUGGCUUUUACUCACUAUUGUUCGUAGUCCACAAUCAUUUGAACAUUUAAAAACAGUCAAUAGUGUUCUUCAUUCAACAUUUAAAGAUGCAUGUAUUGCUUUAGGACUAUUGGAAGAUGAUAGCAAGUGGAUUUACUGCCUAGAUGAAGCUGUAGUAAUGCGUAGUGGUUCUCAACUUAGAUCACUUUUUGCUAUGCAUUUUCAUGCUAAUAUUUGUAAUGAUCUUCAAUAUCGUCUAAAUAAUGAGUAUAAUAUUUGUGAACCUACAGAAGACCAAAUAUAUGAUUUUGGACUAUUUCUUCUUGAUAAAAUCUUAUGUAAUAUUUUUAUUUAUGAACAAUUAAAUUGGAACUACAAUAAACUUCAAAAUAUAGCAAACGAAUGCAUUGCUCUAUUAAAUUAUAAACAACACAUUGCAUAUCAAGAUAUUCUUAAUUCUAUUGGUAAUAGAACUAAUAUAUCUGAAUCAGAUAAUAUGAUUAGUAUUUCAGAAAACAUGUUAGUUGGUCCUGACUUAAGAUCUCUUAUUGAUACAACUUAUUAUGACAUCUUUAUUGAAAAUACAUGCACUGAUCAAUAUCUAAGAGACUGGAUAAUACUCUCAUCUCGCAAUAAUGAUGUCGAAUACAUCAAUUCUACUAUACUUGACAUAUUUCCAGGAAACAAAUGA
Scutellospora calospora is the source of this 978-nucleotide messenger RNA. The record is from the annotation of a GenBank genome assembly. NCBI's taxonomy places the organism in Eukaryota, Fungi, Glomeromycota, Glomeromycetes, Diversisporales, Gigasporaceae.